Messenger RNA from Aquila chrysaetos chrysaetos, 914 nucleotides. RefSeq names its product PTTG1 regulator of sister chromatid separation, securin (gene PTTG1). The record is from RefSeq and is a predicted model, not a curated record. Gene Ontology annotation, cellular component: nucleus; cytoplasm. NCBI's taxonomy places the organism in Eukaryota, Metazoa, Chordata, Aves, Accipitriformes, Accipitridae. The transcript is spliced from 6 exons. Bases 255 to 839 code for a protein of 194 amino acids. Gene Ontology annotation, biological process: chromosome organization.
UCGGAAGCGGCGCUGCUGAGCCAACCGGCUGCUGAGCGUUUGUCGAAGCAGCCAAUGGGCGAUGCGUAGGCGGUUUAAAAUCUGCCGGCGGUUGGGGCGCCGGGCAGCGCGGCUCUUCUCUGUGUGGUGGGGUGUCUGUGGGCCGGCCCGCCCCGCCCUUUGCGCGACCUGAGCCGAGCCCUCUCCUUCGUGGGUGCCGCUGUCCGGCCUCGGCGCUGCCGGUAGCUCCUGAGAGUGGUCUCAUCAACCUGAAGAUGGCAACACUAAUCUUUAUUGACAAGGAGAAUGGUGAAGUUGGUGCCUCUAAGAAUCAGCUAAGACUCCCUUCAGGAUCUUCAAAAGUCUUGUCUGAAAGAACACAAGUUAACACUCCACUUCCUAAAAAAGCAAUCAGUACACCUCCAGCCACAUCUCACUCUGUCAGAAGGGCUCUUGGAAAUGUGAAUAGAACUGAAGGAGUCAUGAGCAAGAUGGAAAAGAUAAGACAGAAAAAUCAGCCUUGCACUGCAAACAAAAUUACUGAAAAGACUGCUGGAUUAGAAAGCUGUGAUGCAGUGGCUGAAGAAGACUGGCCAGAAAUAGAAAAUAUGUUUUCUUUUGAUCCUCGAGACUUUGAGAGUUUUGAUCUUCCUGAAGAGCACAAAGUAAGCAAUAUCAACCUAUGUGGUGUUCCCCUGAUGAUAUUUGAAAGGACGUAUGACAGCUGUGUGAACAUGGUUCCUUCACCUGUGAAGAUCAAAGAGACUUCAUGGGAGUCUAACUUGUUACAAUCAACUGCUGACUUCCUUGCUACGCUGGAUGAGAUCAUUGACAUGCCACCUCCUAAUUAUGACCUUUAAUGCAUAUUCUGAAUCUUUUAUUGAGUUCAAAUUUCAUGUAGUUCUGUAUUUUAAUAAAGGCUAACCUAAUCUGUA